AUACCUUACGUCAUCAGAAAGCGCCUUCCUCCCGGUAGUAGCAGCAGCAGGCGCAGGCGCAGUAAACUGACCUUCUCCUCCGCGGCCUCGUAGCUCGUCCUGGAGCUAGACGAGGACCUUGAAUGUUUUUGCAGCAGCGGUAUUAAUUCUUGCCGUUUGUAUAUAACUGUCCACACACCCAGCCAUGCCGACAACGCUGGAAGUUCCGUCUGCUCAGGAGCUGAAUGUGGAUGAGAUCAACGUGUCAUCUGCUGUGCUGAAGGCUGCUGCUCACCAUUUUGGCUCUCAAUGUGACAAAGCCAGCAAGGAGUUCAUGCUCUGCCGCUGGGAGGAAAAGGACCCCAGAAAAUGUCUAGAAGAAGGACGGAAAGUUAACGAGUGUGCACUCAACUUCUUCAGACAAAUCAAGGGAAACUGCGCCGAGUCCUUCACUGAGUACUGGACCUGUCUGGAUUAUUCCAACCUGGCUGAGCUGCGUCGCUGCCGCACGCAGCAGCAAGCCUUCGACAGCUGCGUCCUUGACAAGCUGGGCUGGGAGAGACCUGAGCUGGGCGACCUGUCUAAGGUGACCAAAGUGUCGACCCCACGGCCCAUCCCUGACAAUCCCUACCACUCCAGACCUCGUCCUGAGCCCAACCCAGUCAUCGAGGGGAAACUGGAGCCUUCCAAACAUGGCAGCAGGUUAUUCUUCUGGAACUGGUGAGGCAGCUCCAGAGUGUACAAAGCCUUCUAAAGCUAUGAGCUCUGUCCAUUUUGUGGACAGAGCUCAUGUGCUAACAGUGUCACCACCAGCUGUACGUCCAGCACCAUCAAACAGUUUGAUAAAGGAAGGAGGGAUGGAUGAUUGUGCGAGCUAAGUCCAUGAGUCCAUACAGCUUUCCUGACCACCUCUGUAAAUGUAACGAGUGAACAAAUGCAACAUACUGUUAUUAUUGUUGUCAAAUAAUAAAGAGAUAAAUUAUCA
Notolabrus celidotus (New Zealand spotty) is the source of this 964-nucleotide messenger RNA. RefSeq names its product NADH:ubiquinone oxidoreductase subunit A8 (gene ndufa8). The coding region runs from base 185 to 703 and encodes 172 amino acids. The record is from RefSeq and is a predicted model, not a curated record. The transcript is spliced from 4 exons. Gene Ontology annotation, biological process: mitochondrial electron transport, NADH to ubiquinone. NCBI's taxonomy places the organism in Eukaryota, Metazoa, Chordata, Actinopteri, Labriformes, Labridae.